GCGGGCACCACCGGAGUGGGCUCCGUGGGUGUUGGGGCCGGAGUUUCCUCACUCCCCGCCUGGCCGUCGCUCCUCCGCUGACUCCGCGCCCUUCUACGGGCCGUCUCCCACCCCCCUGAGCGGACGCAGGGAGUCGAGGCCGGGCGAACCGGGCGCCAUGAAGGGCAGCUGCCUAACGGGCGCCGCGGCGGAGGGGCUGGACGGCUGAGGGCCCGCGCUGGGCCGAGGCAUGCGGAGCCCGGGCGGGAUCCUGCUCCAGGCGCUGCCCCGGCUGCUGCAGCACGCCGCCCUCCCGGGCCUCGCCGAGCUGCCGGCCCGCUGGGCCCUGCCGCGGGGUGCGGGCGGGGACGGCCCGGCGGACCGCCUUCCCCGCGGGGGCGGGGCGAGCGCGGCGGCGGCAGCAGCGGCGGCCUCGGGCGCCCUGCUCGGCGCCUAUCUGGAGCGCCACGGUCCGCCCGAGGCUUCGGAGCUGCCGGAGCCGGGCGGGGCCUUGGCGGGCGGCCCCGGGAGUGGCGGCGGCGGCUUGGUGGUCGGCGUGGCCGAGGUGAGAAACUGGCGCUGCUGCUGCCUCGGCAGCACCUGUUGGUGCCGGAGCCUCGUGCUGGUCUGCGUGUUGGCCGCCCUGUGCUUCGCUUCCCUGGCCCUGGUCCGCCGCUACCUUCAGCACCUCCUGCUGUGGGUGGAGAGCCUUGACUCGCUGCUGGGGGUCCUGCUCUUCGUCGUGGGCUUCAUCGUGGUCUCUUUCCCCUGCGGCUGGGGCUACAUCGUGCUCAACGUGGCCGCUGGCUACCUGUACGGCUUCGUGCUGGGCAUGGGUCUGAUGAUGGUGGGCGUCCUCAUCGGCACCUUCAUCGCCCAUGUGGUCUGCAAGCGGCUCCUCACCGCCUGGGUGGCCGCCAGGAUCCAGAGCAGUGAGAAGCUGAGCGCGGUUAUUCGCGUAGUGGAGGGAGGAAGCGGCCUGAAAGUGGUGGCGCUGGCCAGACUGACACCCAUACCUUUUGGGCUUCAGAAUGCAGUGUUUUCGAUUACUGAUCUCUCAUUACCCAACUAUCUGAUGGCAUCUUCGGUUGGACUGCUUCCUACCCAGCUUCUGAAUUCUUACUUGGGUACCACCCUGCGGACAAUGGAAGAUGUCAUUGCAGAACAGAGUGUUAGUGGAUAUUUUGUUUUUUGUUUACAGAUUAUUAUAAGUAUAGGCCUCAUGUUUUAUGUAGUUCAUCGAGCUCAAGUGGAAUUGAAUGCAGCUAUUGUAGCUUGUGAAAUGGAACUGAAAUCUUCUCUGGUUAAAGGCAAUCAACCAAAUACCAGUGGCUCUUCAUUCUACAACAAGAGGACCCUAACAUUUUCUGGAGGUGGAAUCAAUGUUGUAUGAUUCUAAUGAGAUACGUGAUUGUCAAGAGCCUAGUGUGCUAUCUAAGGUCUAGCAGUCACUUCACUAGUGGGCAGAGACAAGUUCUAAUUGUAUUACGGCACAAACAAAACUGACUGGUUUUUAAAUUGCACAAUUUUUUUUUUUAAAGCAAGAAUCAUUUUCUGGGUAUGUAAGUGUAAAUGUAGAUGCAAAUUUGGCUGCACCUCUUUAUCAUGCCUGUAUUGGCCUAUAGGUCUGCACUUUAGUGUUUUUUAAUUGUUUUAUUUCUGGGUAUUUACGAACAGAGAAAUAACCCAAAUAUUAUUUCUGCUUAGUGUCUUUAUUUAUAAAGCCCAUGAGUAGUUUGUAUGCAUCUUUCCUACUUGUAAAGAUGAGUAAAAGUAUGCAGUUUUAAAUUUAUAAUAUUAUUGGAUGUUCUUUGCUUUGGUAGUCUUUCCAGAAAGGAUAAACAGUGGUUUUUGUUUUGUUUUGUUUUAUUGUUUAAGUGGGACCACUUAGCUUCCCAUUUCCUUACUAGUUAAAGAACAGACAUUAAUUUUCAGUUGAAUGUAUUUUUGCAGGCAUCUUAUUGUUACAGGGCCAUUUACACCUAUUCACAAAGCUUAAAUCCUACCUUGUGGGACUGAAGUGCUCUUAAUAUAACUGUUUAUUUUCACUGUGUAAUAUGCAAAGCAAAAGGGAAAUUAUUUGGUGGAUGGUAGCUCAAAAUUGGAACUCUUGUUCUAAUUCAGUUAUGUUGGCUUUACCCUCCUUAGAUUUUUCAUCAAAGGGCUGUCCCAUUGCAGUCUUACUAAAACAUUUUGUUAAAAUCAACUUUUUUCCUUUUUAUAUUAAUAAUUAGGCUUUUAAAUAAAGAUGUUAUUCCUUUAAAAUGGUGGGCUUACCAUCAUUGAAGAUGUCACUCAGGUGGCCUUGUUUGAUCAAAACGCCUUUUUUAAAAACCAAGCUUUAAAAACAUGUUUAUAAUUUCAUGAAGUACAUAUAUAUUGUUCCCAUAGUCUUCAGCUUUAAAACUAUAAAUAUGAUAUUAAGUUAAUGCCCAAAUUUGUGUUACUUGCCCUACUUUAAGUAGGUUUAUUGUGUUUGUUUUUUCAGUACUUGUUUUUCUCUGAUAAGACUCAGGAAUUCUGAAAUGUGAAAUUGUCUCAAUUCUUUCUCUUGUAGCAUGAAUCAAAUGUAUUUAUUAAUAGCACUUAUGACUAUAGAAUAUAAUUUGGCAUAUGAUUCAUAUUACAUAUGUAUUCAUUUUAUUUUUAAAAUAGUUUAUAAACUUAAUGAAUUUUUUUUACAAAUGAGGUUAUAGAUAUUAAUGCAAAUUUUCUGGUAGGUAUCUCUUUUUUUGCUGUGAUGAUUCCAACUUAUCAGAGACCUCCCAUUUGCCUUUUCAUUACGGUGAAAGCUUUGCCCUCAUCGACUAAAGUACAAAGGAAUUCUUUGGAAGCAGAUUAUUCUAGUCUUAUGCUAGAGAUGAAUUUGAUCAUUUUAAUGUGUGAUCUUUUUGCUCUAUCAGGUAUAAUUGUUUUCCUUUCCUUUAUAAUGCGUAAGUUUUCUCACCUUUGAAUAACAGUAAAGUUCAUUUAUAUGUCCAUACCUAGAAGACCAGUGCAAAUACUUUGAGAGCACCUGGGUCUACAGGACAUAAUUGGCAUCUAAAUCCUCAUUUCUUGCUAUUAGUAGGAAAAUAGAUACAGUAUUGGAAUACCCUUAUUCUUUUUGAAUCCUAAUUACUCAUUUCGGUUUUUUUUCUCUCUUUUGAAUCCUAGUUGCUGGUUUUUAAUGAUUUUAGUUUAGCAAUCCCAACCAACAAUACAUUUGAUUUAUUUUUUUCUGUCUAACCUGACAACCUUUUUCUUGUGCUUCUUGUUGGUUAGUUUUUGUGAAAGGAAUCAUUAUUUAAGAUCACUGUUUUCAUACUUGUUUUACACUUCACGUAUUUUGAAGUACAUUUAUUUACUUAGCAUUUGUGACUUGAAUAAUUUCACCAAAUGAAUACAUUUUGGUAGUUUGUAAUGAGUUCUUCUAAUUGUUACACUUUGCUUGGUACUUAACAAUAAAUAUGUAAAGGUAAAAGAAAUAAUUUUCUGUAUUCUGCCAAUCUUAAUUUUAUAUAAUAAAUCAUCCAUUUUUUUCUUAAAAUAGUAUGGAUUGACUGUUUCUAAAAUACCACUCUAUGGCUGUGGUUUUUCUUUUCUUCAGCAUUUCCAGCAUCCAAGUAAACAAUAGUCCCUUAUAGUCCUGCUACUUGAUGGGUGAAUUUGGUUGCUGGGUUUUUAAGUUGCACUCACAAUAAAUCGUGCAAAGCAUUGUCAUGCCUUAUUUACUCCAUUUUUAAUCCUGCAUCCCAGAUUUAUGGCAGCAACACAUAUCUACAGGAUACUUUUAUGUUGUCCAAAUAUUGCUGUCAGUCAUAUGUACUUAUAAAAUGUCUCCAGUCAUGUAUAUGUAUAGAAAUGAAAUGUCAAAUUUCUCAGACUGUUAAAGUGCAGUAUAAAGUUGCUUAAUGCACACUUAAAAAAUGAUAUAUAAUUUCUGAAUCUUAUGAAAUAUGUGUUCUUUUUUAAUUCUUUGGGCAUUUUCUUAAAUUUUACAUGUUUUUUGGUUUAUUGUUAAUGAUUUUGUUUACUCUUUGCCAAAUUUUGUCAUGUAGGUUAUUUUACAAUAGCACCUUUAAAAAAAGUAUAUGCUAAUUUACUAAGCAUAUUCAUAUCCAUUUUUAUUUGAUCAUCUGAUUUGUGAAAUAACUUGAAAUUUGUACUGUUUGGUUUGUGAAAAUAAUAUUACCAAAUCUCUGUCAUUAGAAUGUGUACUUUAUGUUCAGAAGUGACUGUGGGUUUAUUCAGAGCCAGCCAUUCUCUCCCUUGAUGCACUUUGUAACCAGCUACACAUGCUUUUAGGUGGCUUUUCCCUGAUAGGGUCAAGUAUAUGACUAUAAAACAUUUUUCUUGUGAAGCUAUUAAGUUCAUUAGUUACUCUUAUUUCCCCUUGUUGUAACUAAGUGGUGCAGGUAUAAGCAUAUCCCCAGCAUUCCUGUGUGUGUGAAUGUGCACUGCUGAUUUGGACUGUUCUUGAGAAAGGUGCUGUGACUUAACAUAUGUCAAUAUUUGUUAGCUCUGGGGAUAUCUUUAGAAUGCUUGAGAAAGUUGUUAGGUGUGUGCCAGAUUGGUGAAGGUAAAUCCCUGCUGUUCACAGCCAAGCAGCAUUUCCAGAGAAAAGGAGAGUUUUACAUAGACCCCAGGAAAAACAGUACUAACCUGGUUGAUGGCCUUGGUGGAAUUUUGUUUCAGCCAGAGGCUACUCAUUAUAUCAGAAUGAUGUUCAGUAUAACACUAUCUGAUUUUUAGAUUGGUCCAUUUCUGUUGUAAUCAAGUCUUUAGGAUGUAAUCUUUUUAAAGUCAUUGCUUUAAUCUGAAAAGCCAUUAGAAGGGAGAGGAAUCACUGUUCCACAGGAUAUUUAAAACUCAGGAGUUCAAAUAACCUCACAUAUUGAACAUAAACUGUUAACUUAUUCCACAACUAAAUUCUAACCUGAUACUUAUGAAUUGCAAAGUGAUUGCUGCAAACUUUUUCUAAGGUGGCUGAAGAUUUAAAAUACAUCAUUCUAAAGGGAAAUCAGUAAAAUGUCUUGAUAAUUGGUAUCCAAAUCACUUGUGUGCCUGAGAAAAUAAAAGGUUAUAUUUUA
Molecule: messenger RNA, 5051 nt
Organism: Gorilla gorilla gorilla (western lowland gorilla)
Lineage: Eukaryota; Metazoa; Chordata; Mammalia; Primates; Hominidae
Gene: TMEM64
Product: transmembrane protein 64
Exons: 3
Coding region: 230-1372 (380 amino acids)
Biological process (GO): positive regulation of osteoclast differentiation; positive regulation of bone resorption; regulation of cytosolic calcium ion concentration
Cellular component (GO): endoplasmic reticulum
Source: RefSeq, a predicted model, not a curated record